Molecule: messenger RNA, 2680 nt
Organism: Osmerus eperlanus (European smelt)
Lineage: Eukaryota; Metazoa; Chordata; Actinopteri; Osmeriformes; Osmeridae
Gene: gars1
Product: glycyl-tRNA synthetase 1
Exons: 17
Coding region: 14-2257 (747 amino acids)
Biological process (GO): mitochondrial glycyl-tRNA aminoacylation
Cellular component (GO): mitochondrion; cytoplasm
Molecular function (GO): ATP binding; glycine-tRNA ligase activity
Source: RefSeq, a predicted model, not a curated record
AGUCUCACUGUCCAUGCUUCGUAGCGGAUCAUUAGCACUGCUGAGGACCAGCACUGAGAUAACUACCUUGUUCUUGGUGCCGACGGUCCAGGUUUUACCGCUCACCUGUCGUUCUCAAGUCCCAUACAGGGAUUUCUCCUUGUCGGGUUGCUUGUGUAAGAAAAAGAAAAGUCUUUGGUUUCAACACUUUGAAGGACAAAACAUGGAUGGCAAUAUUGAAGAAGUGCUUGCCCCACUGAGGCUUGCAGUCAAAGAACAGGGUGAAUUGGUGCGGAAAAUGAAACAGGAGAAUGCCCCUGACGUAGAUGUCACAAAAGCUGUGUCUGAAUUAAAAGCAAGGAAGAAAACUCUGGAGGCUAAGGAACUGGCCUUGCAGCCCAACGAUGACAUAGUAGACAGAACCAAGAUGGAAGAUACCUUGAAGAGGCGAUUUUUCUAUGAUCAGGCAUUUGCUAUCUAUGGAGGUGUUAGUGGACUGUAUGACUUUGGCCCUGUGGGCUGUGCUCUGAAGAAUAACAUCCUGCAGGCUUGGAGGCAACACUUCAUCCAGGAGGAGCAGAUCCUAGAGAUUGACUGCACCAUGUUGACCCCAGAGCCGGUCCUCAAGACUUCAGGGCAUGUGGAUAAGUUUGCUGACUACAUGGUAAAAGAUGUCAAAAAUGGAGAGUGCUUUCGAGCUGACCACCUUCUCAAAGCCCAUAUACAGAAACUGAUGUCUGACAAAAAGUGUCAAGAUUCAAAAAAGGCUGAAAUGGAAGAUGUCAUCACUCAGAUGGACAACUACACCCAACUAAAAUUGACAGACCUCUUUGUGAAGUACAAUGUCAAGUCCCCCACCACAGGAAAUGACCUAACCCCCCCCAUCUCCUUUAACCUCAUGUUCCAGACAUCUAUUGGGCCAGGAGGGAACAUGACUGGCUAUCUGAGGCCUGAAACUGCACAGGGAAUUUUCCUCAACUUCAAGCGACUUUUGGAGUUCAACCAGGGCAAGCUUCCAUUUGCUGCUGCUCAGAUUGGAAACUCAUUUAGGAACGAGAUCUCACCCCGUUCUGGACUCAUACGUGUCAGAGAGUUUACCAUGGCUGAGAUUGAGCACUUUGUGGACCCAACUGAGAAGAUACACCCGAAGUUCCCCAAUGUGGCCGACCUUGACAUAAUGCUAUACUCUUCGAAGGCCCAGACCAGCGGCCAGUCUGCCCACAUCAUGAAACUGGGGGAUGCUGUAGAGCAGGGAAUCAUCAAUAACUCCGUCCUGGGAUACUUCAUUGGCAGGAUCUACCUCUACCUGAUAAAAGUUGGCGUGGCAAAAGACAAGCUUCGCUUCCGCCAGCAUAUGGACAACGAGAUGGCCCAUUAUGCUUGUGAUUGCUGGGAUGCAGAGACAAAAACUUCUUACGGCUGGAUUGAGAUUGUGGGCUGUGCUGAUCGCUCAUGCUAUGAUCUUAAAUGCCAUGCACGGGCUACCAAGGUCCCUCUAGCUGCAGAGAAACCCCUCAAAGAACCCAAAGUUAUAAAUGUGGUCCAGUUCGAGACAAACAAAGGGGCCAUUGGCAAGGCCUACAAGAAAGAUGCUAAGCUAGCUAUGGAAUACCUGGCUAUUUGUGAUGAGUGCUACAUCACAGAGCAGGAGCAGUUGCUCACAGAAAAUGGAGAGUUCACCAUUGAGACAGAUGGCAAGUCUUUCAAACUCACCAAGGACAUGGUCAGUGUAAAGAGGUUCCAGAAGACCCUGCAUGUUGAAGAAGUCGUUCCCAAUGUAAUUGAGCCCUCUUUUGGCAUCGGAAGAAUCAUGUACUCCAUCUUUGAACACACAUUCAAAGUCAGAGAGGGAGACGAACAGAGAACGUUUUUCAGCUUCCCUGCUACUGUAGCUCCAUACAAAUGCUCCAUCCUUCCUUUGAGCCAAAACCCGGAAUUCAUGCCUUUCGUUCGUGAACUAUCUGAAGCCAUGACAAAAAACGCUGUGUCCUACAAAGUGGAUGACUCAUCAGGAUCCAUUGGUAGGCGUUACGCCAGGACAGACGAAAUUGGAGUAGCUUUUGGCAUCACCAUUGAUUUUGACACAGUGAAUAAAACUCCUCAUACCGCCACUCUGAGGGACCGGGAUUCAAUGAGACAGAUAAGAGCAGAGGUCAAUCAAUUACCAGGCAUUGUGCGUGACCUGGCCAACAAUACUAAAACCUGGGCAGAAGUGGAAAGCAAGUAUCCUAUUUUUGAGGGUCAGGAGACCAGCAAGAAGGACACAGUCGAGGAUUAAACCCCUGACUUUGUCUGCCAAUUGCUCCUAGGAAAUCCAGACGUUUUUACAUUUUCAUCCAUAGGAACAAUGAUAUUGCCACUAAUUUGAGAAAAAAUUGCUCUUCACGAAUUGUCUUUGCUAUAAACAAAUGUGCAUGAAUUUCGCAAUAUAAUAUAAUAAUAAUUAUGAUUUAAAGAUUACCUUUUAUAGACACAUUUACCGAUGUGCUGGAGGUAAGUUCAAAAAGCUCCAAAACAUGCUUAAAAAUGGAGGAAAAUGUGGUUGUAAAGUGUGGAAGAUGAAAAUUCCAGUCUAUGGGCACGCUGAAGGGAAAAUAUGAAAGCAUUUCAGUUUAUUAAACUGAACCAGCUCUUACUAGACAUAGCCUGUCUAUUUUAUCUUGCUCGUAACCAUGUUAUUAAAGUGAUUCUUGCAGGUUGA